AGAUAGAAGAGAGAGAGACACACACAGAGAGAGAGAGAAGAGAGAGACACAGAGAGAGAAGAGAGAGAGAGAGAAAUAGAGAGAGAAGAGAGAGAGAAGAGAUCAUUAAGAGAGAAAGGGGGACUUUCAAACUCUCUGAAAGAGUUAAGUGGACAGAGCAUUGCCUGCGCUCCAGCUGUGUAGUUUGAACUGAAGAGGAACUCGAAACAUGUUUUCACUCGGCUCAAGUUAGCAGAACAGGAGGAAGAGAGAGCUUGACAACUUUGGAUGAGAAACUUUGUCCGACCGCGAGCUACAGUUUUCCUCAAGCAGAACUUGCGACGAAGUCCCAGGCGCCGACGAUUCUCUCGAGGAGCGAAGAAGGGAUAUUGCAGGAGAGAGGAAGAGUCACCGAAGUGACUCAGACGUGGUAAAAGAGAGAGGGAACGGAAGGAGGGCGACCAAGAGAGAGAGAGAGAGAGAGAGAGAGAGAGAGAGAGAGAGAGAGAGAGAGAGAGAGAGAGAGAGAGAGAAAGAGAGAGAGAGAGACGUGGAGCUUGGCCGGUUCCCGAGGAUCUGGAGCAAGCGUGUGUGCGCGCGUGUCCUCACGGCUUCACGACCGCGUUGGUUCGAGCGUGCGUUCGUCAUGGGUUAGUCACAGUAGGCCGUGUCCCGAGCCCCCGGCAUCAUUUCCCGAGUCUACCCACGGAAAGAGAAACCGAGAGAAGGAAGAGAGGAAGGAGAGAGGAGGCUGGAGGAGAAGGAUGAGCGUGUACACGCUGAACCUCAGGGUCUUCUGGCCUCUCUUCACCUGCGUGCUGACCGGCCUGGUUGUCCUACACCACAUGGCUCACAGACUAAGCCCAGAGCCAGGCCCCGAACCCGGGCAAGAGGCCAGGGAGGAGGACUGCAACGACCAGGCGCCACCGGUCCUCCUCUCCCUGGCCAAACUCAUCCUGGCCGUCGUAGCUUGUUAUCUCUUCAUCAGGUUCUGCUCCGGUCGCCCAGGCAGGGCGAGGAGAGGAGCCUCCGAGCCCGCCGACACGCACCCGAAAUCGGGCUCGUCUCGCCGGGAGCUCCUGGACGACUACUAUGAGCGCUGGGUGCGUCUCUCUCCCCACGUGGUGGGCCACAGCAAAGCCAACGUGGCCAAGCUGGUGAGCGACCUGGUGAGGGCAGGACGCACCGACAUCGCCCCGGAAUCCUCUCUGGCGUUUCGCGGAGACUUUCUCCAAGUGGGCAGCUCGUACGAGGAGCACAAGGUGGGUUCUCCAGACGGCUUCGACAUCCUGGUUCCUCUGAGGCUGCCCCGGGGCCUCCGACUGGAGCCCAGGAACGAGGUGGAGCUGGGUGAGCUGCUGCUAUCUCUUAACUACCUGCCCAGCGCCGGCAGGCUCAACGUGGACAUCAUACGAGCCAAGCAGCUGCUUCAGACGGACAUGUGUCAGGGCUCAGACCCCUUUGUGAAGGUGCAGCUGGUGCCGGGCCUGAAGCUGUCCAAGACUAAGAAGACGUCGUGCAUGCGAGGCACCAUUGACCCCUUCUACAACGAGUCCUUCAGCUUCCGUGUCCCCCAAGAGGACCUCAGCGAGGUCAGCCUCGUCUUCACAGUCUACGGCCACAACAUGAAGAGCAGCAACGACUUUGUGGGCCGCAUCGUGAUUGGUCAGUUCUCCACGGGCCCACCGGAGACCUCCCACUGGCGCCACCUGCUGGCCUCCCAGCGGACAGCGGUGGAGCAGUGGCACAGCCUGCGAUCCCGCGCCGAGUGUGACCGCGUCUCUCCCGCCUCUCUGGAGGUCACAUGAUCCCUCCCCGGGGUCACGUGAUCCCUCCCCGGGGUCAGGGUGGGGCACAGGACAGAGGAGGUCGGGUGUUUAUCAGGGAGAAAGAGGCUGGGGACAUCCUUUUUAGGAAUUUCUUGGGCGUGUUGUUGAUCAAGCUGAGAGAGAGAGAAAGAGAGAAAGAGAGAGAGAGAGAGGUUUACAUUUCAUAGGCUAGCCAGAUCAAAAAUCGGUUGGCGGACAUUUUACGACGAGAAAUGCUCUUUAGUCGGUUCCUCAAAAUGGCGGUCUUCCUUCCAUCCUCUGUGUUGAUCUCCCAAGCCACUAGAACUGGACAGAGAGUGACUCUGAGGAGCUGAGAAGGCGAGCUAGUGUUUUUCCCCACGCCGACAUUGAGGAAGGCCAUCUUUGGACCUUUUGGCAACCCUUUCCUUUCCUUUAUCACAUUGAUAUGAUCCGUCAGGAGUCCAUCACCUCAAGUGGAUCCGCUAACAUUCUGCUGCUGAUAAACACAUACUGACAUUUACUUACCAGGUUUUUAAAUAACCAACAGACUGACUUAUUGGUUAUUGAGUGAAUGUUUGGUUGGUUGAUUAGAGUAAUUGAGUAAUAGGUUAGUUUACUGGUUUGUUGAUUGGUUGAUCAGAGUAAUAGGUUAGUUCGUGAAUGGAUGGUUUGAUUUGUUGGUGUUCUGGUUUA
Messenger RNA from Osmerus eperlanus (European smelt), 2462 nucleotides. Its product is annotated as inositol 1,4,5-trisphosphate receptor-interacting protein-like 2. Gene Ontology annotation, molecular function: calcium ion binding; syntaxin binding; phosphatidylserine binding. The record is from RefSeq and is a predicted model, not a curated record. Gene Ontology annotation, biological process: synaptic vesicle endocytosis; regulation of dopamine secretion; cellular response to calcium ion. Lineage: Eukaryota; Metazoa; Chordata; Actinopteri; Osmeriformes; Osmeridae. Gene Ontology annotation, cellular component: plasma membrane; exocytic vesicle.